GGGGAGGGCGGGCAGGCAGGGGGAGGAAGGGAGUGGUUGGGAGCCGGGCUGCGGCAGCCUCUGGUCUGCUCACCGGAGGCGCCGACCCCUCCUCCUGCGCCUCGGCCGCCUCCCUCCUCUCUGAGGAAAGAUGCCCUUAGCCCAGGGCGGUGAAGACCGGGGAGAAGUAGCUGCCGGAGCCGCCCGUACCGCCGCAGCUGCCGCCCGUGUCCUUUGAAUUCAGAAGAGCACCCCCCGCCUGGGGCAUCGGGAGCCUCCGGCGCGGCGGUCGCGGUGCGGGUGUGGGAGACCGGGCUUUCCGCGCGGCGCGGCCGGGCCCGGCCCGCGAGCGACCACCGACAUGGAGCGGGCUCGGGCGGCCGCGUAGCCGCUGCCGCGGAGCCCGGUGCGAGUGCCGCCCGCAGCCCGCCUUCCCACCCGGCCGCGCCGCGGGUCAGGCCCCUGGGAGAAGCCGGGAGAAAAAUGACGAGUUUUCUCCGGAAUGCGUUGAAAAUAGGACUAACUGAAAAGCCUUAAAAAGAAGGACCUCGGGAGGAGAAAGGAAAAGCCUCCUUCGGGCAGACUUGGCGUGCUCCGAGCCGAGGGGCUGCUUCGGGGACCUCGCCCCGUCCCUUUCCCAGUGGAGAGAUUGCCGCUGAUGCAUUAUCCAAGUGGUGGUUGGGAGGAUUUGCAGCAAAAUUUUUGGUUUUCCCUCCCCCUUCUAUACAUUCUGUUUUUUUCCUCCUCUAUUUUUCUUCUUCCCGGAAAGUGAAUUGCUGAUGCAAAUCGGACUUUAUUCAUUAAUGAUGCAACCGGAUUCGUUUCAGGAUUGUGUUGCACGAGUUGAAUUUUGAAUGAAGGAGAAGAGUUUUUUUUUUUUUUAAAGAAGUGUUGAUUCUUUAGUUCGUUGUACUUUUAAUUAUUAUUUUAUUUAAAUAUACGAUUUAAUUGUAUUUUUCUUUUUAAAAUGUAUUAAAUAUAUUUUAUGGUAAUUUACCCUCAAAAUAUGUGUAUAUGGGUGAAAUUGAAGACGCUUCAGUUAAGUGAGGUUACUGGUCUGUUGGAUGUUUAAUUCAGCACCGGCAUUUCGUGACAGUUGUUUGAAUAACAAGUGGUUUAUUUUUAAAACCACACCUUUUAAAAUUUAGAUUCAAAUAAUAAAAGUACAAAUCGUGAUAAUAAUUUGAAGGAAAGCCAGCAGAAAUUGAAGCAAACAUGUCUGGAGAAGUGCGUUUGAGGCAGUUGGAGCAGUUUAUUUUGGAUGGGCCCGCUCAGACCAAUGGGCAGUGCUUCAGUGUGGAGACGUUACUGGAUAUACUCAUCUGCCUUUAUGAUGAAUGCAAUAAUUCUCCAUUGAGAAGAGAGAAGAACAUUCUUGAAUACCUAGAAUGGGCUAAACCAUUUACUUCUAAAGUGAAACAAAUGCGAUUACAUAGAGAAGACUUUGAAAUAUUAAAGGUGAUUGGUCGAGGAGCUUUUGGGGAGGUUGCCGUAGUAAAACUAAAAAAUGCAGAUAAGGUAUUUGCCAUGAAAAUAUUGAAUAAGUGGGAAAUGCUGAAAAGAGCUGAGACAGCAUGUUUUCGUGAAGAAAGGGAUGUAUUAGUGAAUGGAGACAAUAAAUGGAUUACAACUUUGCACUAUGCUUUCCAGGAUGACAAUAACUUAUACCUAGUUAUGGAUUAUUAUGUUGGUGGGGAUUUGCUUACUCUACUCAGCAAAUUUGAAGAUAGAUUGCCUGAAGAUAUGGCUCGAUUUUACUUGGCUGAGAUGGUGAUUGCAGUUGACUCGGUUCAUCAACUACAUUAUGUACACAGAGACAUUAAACCUGACAAUAUAUUGAUGGAUAUGAAUGGACAUAUUCGGUUAGCAGAUUUUGGUUCCUGUCUGAAGCUGAUGGAAGAUGGAACGGUUCAGUCCUCAGUGGCUGUUGGAACCCCCGAUUAUAUCUCCCCUGAAAUUCUUCAAGCAAUGGAAGAUGGAAAAGGCAGAUACGGACCUGAGUGUGACUGGUGGUCUUUGGGGGUCUGUAUGUAUGAAAUGCUCUAUGGAGAAACACCAUUUUAUGCAGAAUCUCUGGUGGAGACAUACGGAAAAAUCAUGAAUCACAAAGAGAGGUUUCAGUUUCCAGCCCAAGUGACUGAUGUGUCUGAAAAUGCAAAAGAUCUUAUUCGAAGGCUCAUAUGUAGCAGAGAGCAUCGACUUGGUCAAAAUGGAAUAGAAGAUUUUAAGAAGCACCCAUUUUUCAAUGGAAUUGACUGGGAUAACAUUCAGAACUGUGAAGCACCUUAUAUUCCAGAAGUUAGUAGCCCAACAGAUACAUCGAAUUUUGAUGUGGAUGAUGAUUGUUUAAAGAAUUCUGAAACGAUGCCCCCACCAACACACACUGCAUUUUCUGGCCACCAUCUGCCAUUUGUUGGUUUUACAUAUACUAGUAGCUGUGUUCUGUCUGAUAGGAGUUGUUUAAGAGUUACAGCGGGUCCCACCUCACUGGAUCUCGACGCUAAUGUUCAGAGGACUCUAGACAACAACUUAGCAACUGAAGCUUAUGAAAGAAGAAUUAAGCGCCUUGAACAAGAAAAACUUGAACUUAGCAGAAAGCUGCAAGAAUCAACACAGACUGUCCAAGCUCUGCAGUAUUCAACUGUUGAUGGUCCACUAACAGCAAGCAAAGAUUUAGAAAUAAAAAACUUAAAAGAAGAAAUUGAAAAACUAAGGAAACAAGUAACAGAAUCAAGUCAUUUGGAACAGCAGCUUGAAGAAGCUAAUUCUGUGAGGCGAGAACUAGAUGAUGCUUUUAGGCAAAUCAAGGCUUGUGAAAAACAAAUCAAAACGUUACAACAAGAAAGGGAAGAUCUAAAUAAGGAACUAGUCCAGGCUAGCGAGCGAUUAAAAAACCAAUCCAAAGAACUGAAAGACGCACACUGUCAGAGGAAACUGGCCAUGCAGGAAUUCAUGGAGAUCAAUGAACGACUAACAGAAUUGCACACCCAAAAACAGAAACUUGCUCGCCACGUCCGAGAUAAGGAAGAAGAGGUGGACCUGGUGAUGCAAAAAGUUGAAAGCUUAAGGCAAGAACUGCGCAGAACAGAAAGAGCCAAAAAAGAGCUGGAAGUUCAUACAGAAGCUCUAUCUGCUGAAGCAUCUAAAGACAGGAAACUGCGUGAACAGAGUGAGCACUAUUCUAAGCAAUUGGAAAAUGAAUUGGAGGGACUGAAGCAAAAACAAAUUAGUUACUCACCAGGAGUAUGUAGCAUAGAACAUCAACAAGAGAUAACCAAACUAAAGACUGAUUUGGAAAAGAAAAGUAUCUUUUAUGAAGAAGAAUUAUCUAAAAGAGAAGGAAUACAUGCAAAUGAAAUUAAAAAUCUGAAGAAAGAACUGCAUGAUUCAGAAGGCCAACAACUCGCUCUCAACAAAGAAAUUAUGGUUUUAAAAGACAAAUUGGAAAAAACCAGGAGAGAAAGUCAAAGUGAAAGGGAAGAAUUUGAAAAUGAGUUCAAACAGCAGUAUGAACGAGAAAAAGUGUUACUAACUGAAGAAAAUAAAAAGCUGACAAGUGAACUUGAUAAGCUUACCACUUUGUAUGAGAACUUAAGUUUACAAAACCAGCAGUUAGAAGAAGAGGUAAAAGAUCUAGCAGACAAGAAAGAAUCCGUUGCACAUUGGGAAGCCCAAAUCACAGAAAUAAUUCAGUGGGUCAGUGAUGAAAAGGAUGCACGAGGGUAUCUUCAGGCCUUAGCUUCUAAAAUGACUGAAGAAUUGGAAGCAUUAAGAAAUUCCAGCUUGGGUACACGAGCAACAGAUAUGCCCUGGAAAAUGCGUCGCUUUGCAAAACUGGAUAUGUCAGCUAGACUGGAGUUGCAGUCAGCUUUAGAUGCAGAAAUAAGAGCCAAACAGGCCAUCCAAGAAGAGCUUAAUAAAGUUAAAGCAUCUAACAUCAUAACAGAAUGUAAACUAAAAGAUUCAGAGAAGAAGAACUUGGAACUACUAUCAGAAAUCGAACAACUGAUAAAGGACACUGAAGAGCUUAGAUCUGAAAAGGGUAUAGAGCACCAAGACUCACAGCAUUCUUUCUUGGCAUUUUUGAAUACGCCUACCGAUGCUCUGGAUCAAUUUGAAGAUUCCUUUUCUUCUUCCUCAUCUUCACUGAUUGAUUUUUUGGAUGACCGCUCUCCAUCCUGUGCUCCAGCUAGCAAAGGCAGACGUACUGAUCCCGUUGAGAACACAUAUGUACGGAACUCGAGCGUCAAGUUUUACAUCCAGUCAAGGUCCACAUCUCCUUCCACAUCUAGUGAAGCUGAGCCAGUUAAGAUUGUAGACUCUACUCCACUUCCAGUUCACACACCAACCUUAAGGAAAAAGGGAUGUCCUGGUUCAACUGGCUUUCCACCUAAGCGCAAGACUCACCAGUUUUUUGUAAAAUCUUUUACUACUCCUACGAAAUGUCAUCAGUGUACCUCUUUGAUGGUGGGUUUGAUAAGACAGGGCUGUUCAUGUGAAGUGUGUGGAUUCUCAUGUCAUAUAACUUGUGUAAACAAAGCACCAACUGCUUGUCCAGUUCCUCCUGAACAGACAAAAGGUCCCCUGGGUAUAGAUCCGCAGAAAGGAAUAGGAACAGCAUAUGAAGGUCAUGUCAGAAUUCCUAAACCAGCUGGAGUAAAGAAAGGAUGGCAAAGAGCACUGGCUGUGGUUUGUGACUUCAAACUCUUUCUGUACGAUAUUGCUGAAGGCAAAGCAUCUCAGCCCAGUGUUGUCAUUAGUCAAGUGAUUGACAUGAGGGAUGAAGAGUUUUCUGUGAGUUCAGUCUUAGCUUCUGAUGUUAUUCAUGCAAGUCGAAAAGAUAUACCCUGUAUAUUUAGAGUCACAGCUUCCCAGCUCUCAGCAUCUAAUGACAAAUGUUCAAUCCUGAUGCUAGCAGAUAGUGAAAAUGAGAAGAGUAAGUGGGUGGGAGUGCUGAGUGAAUUGCACAAGAUUUUGAAGAAAAACAAAUUCAGAGACCGCUCAGUCUAUGUUCCCAAAGAGGCUUAUGACAGCACUCUACCCCUCAUUAAAACAACCCAGGCAGCUGCAAUCAUAGAUCAUGAGAGGAUAGCUUUGGGAAAUGAAGAAGGGCUAUUUGUUAUUCAUGUCACCAAAGAUGAAAUUAUUAGAGUUGGUGACAAUAAGAAGAUUCAUCAGAUUGAACUAAUUCCAAAUGAUCAGCUCGUUGCUGUGAUCUCAGGACGAAAUCGUCACGUACGACUUUUUCCUAUGUCAGCUUUAGAUGGGCGAGAGACUGAUUUUUACAAGCUGGCAGAAACUAAAGGGUGUCAAACCAUAACUUCUGGAAAGGUGCGCCAUGGAGCUCUCACAUGCCUUUGUGUGGCUAUGAAAAGGCAGGUCUUCUGUUAUGAACUAUUUCAGAGCAAGACCCGUCACAGAAAAUUUAAGGAAAUUCAAGUCCCAUAUAAUGUCCAGUGGAUGGCAAUCUUCAGUGAACAGCUCUGUGUGGGAUUCCAGUCAGGAUUUCUAAGAUACCCUUUGAAUGGAGAAGGAAGUCCAUAUAGUAUGCUCCAUUCAAAUGACCACACACUAUCAUUUAUUGCUCAUCAACCAAUGGAUGCCAUCUGCGCGGUUGAGAUCUCCAGUAAAGAAUACCUGCUGUGUUUUAACAGCAUUGGGAUUUACACUGACUGCCAGGGCCGACGAUCUAGACAACAGGAAUUGAUGUGGCCAGCAAAUCCUUCCUCUUGUUGUUACAAUGCACCAUAUCUCUCGGUAUAUAGUGAAAAUGCAGUCGAUAUCUUUGAUGUGAACUCUAUGGAAUGGAUUCAGACUCUUCCUCUCAAAAAGGUUCGACCCUUAAACAAUGAAGGAUCAUUAAAUCUUUUAGGGUUGGAGACAAUUAGAUUAAUAUAUUUCAAAAAUAAGAUGGCAGAAGGGGAUGAACUGGUAGUUCCUGAAACAUCAGAUAAUAGUCGGAAACAGAUGGUUAGAAAUAUCAACAAUAAGCGACGCUAUUCCUUCAGAGUCCCAGAGGAGGAAAGAAUGCAACAGAGGAGGGAGAUGCUACGAGAUCCAGAAAUGAGAAACAAAUUAAUUUCUAAUCCAACUAAUUUUAACCACAUAGCACACAUGGGUCCUGGAGAUGGAAUACAGAUCCUAAAAGACCUGCCCAUGCCAGGUUUCCCUUAUACAUCCCCUCAUCAUCACUCCGGUCUGAUCUCCUCUCCGAUCAACUUUGAGCACAUCUAUCACAUGACUGUUAAUUCUGCUGAAAAAUUUCUCUCUCCUGAUUCCGUAAACCCUGAAUAUUCCCCGUCUCUCCGCUCUGUCCCUGGUACACCAAGCUUUAUGACUCUGAGGAAUCCUCGACCUCAGGAAAGCCGGACAGUGUUCAGCGGCUCAGUCAGUAUUCCGUCUAUUAGCAAAUCCCGCCCCGAGCCAGGCCGCUCCAUGAGCGCUAGCAGUGGCCUGUCCGCAAGGUCAUCUGCACAGAAUGGCAGCGCAUUAAAGAGGGAAUUCUCUGGAGGAAGCUACAACGCAAACCGGCAGCCCAUGCCGUCCCCAUCGGAGGGCUCCCUGUCUUCCGGAGGCAUGGACCAAGGAAGCGAUGCCCCGGCGAGGGACUAUGACGGAGAGGACUCUGAUUCUCCGAGGCAUUCCACAGCUUCCAACAGUUCCAACCUGAGCAGCCCCCCAAGCCCAGUCUCACCCCGAAAGACCAAGAGCCUCUCUCUGGAGAGCACCGACCGCGGGAGCUGGGACCCGUGAGCUGUGUGGCGGCUCUGGUCCCCAGCUCCCUUCCACCGCCUCUCCCUCACUUUCAUCCCUUCCCCCACUCAGCCUGAACACACCAGGGCUGGCAGCAGUAGCAGGGCAGGGAGUCGGGAGUCCUGACUACACGACUCACAGAUCCACGCCCCCUCGGCCUGAGCAACAGCAAAGGCAGACUUUGAUUAAGCAGCUUAGAUUAAUACUGAUUUCAUUCCAUACUCUUAGAGUUGCUUUCAAUACUAUUUUACUCCUUCUCCAAAGGUAGCUUAAAUAGGCAGAUUACACAAAUGUAAAUGAUAAGACUAAGACUAGACAGAUUUUGUUUUCACAGUAGAGUCUUAUUAUAGUCCCAAAAUAGCUCAUGGGAUUCUCUGUCCGAAGGGGAGAGUCCGACCCUGCGCGGCACCCUGAGCUCAUUCAGCAACCGCAGUGAGCCUCCACCCGACUGUUGCCAGCAGAUCCAUUCGCAUUAAAGCAAUGCAUAUUUUACUACAUACAGAGUUUAAAUGAAUACAUAAAUGUAGAAGUUAAAUACUGAAUGUAUAUAGUCAAAAGAAGCAUCUUGUAUUCAGUGAAAGAUGAUGCAUAUAUAAGAGAAAGAGAUGAUUUAAUUUAAAGAAAUGUGUUGUUUCUUGUCUGUUUCCCAGCUAAGUAAGUAACGUAAAGGGUAGGCAGGCCUCAAGCUGACAUUUGUAGAGCGCGGAGGAAACGGAGUUCCCUUUAGUGCCUGUCCUCAGGCUGCAGUCACCGGGGAGCUUUGGUUUGCACUGUGACCUGGUAGCGGAGUUUUAACAUCUGAAGCCGCUUCAGCAGCAGCAUGAAAGGGCAAACUCACCUCUACCCAAGCUGUUUCCUUUAUUAGUGGUAGAAUGGGAACCACACUUCUCAUUUUUUGUUUUGAUAUCUUCUGCUGAUGAAUGUAAAAAUACAAUUCUGUCCCCUCUGAUCCCUUCCAGUUGAAAGAGCACAGGGAGUGUCAUGGCUUCUGAAGGUCCAUGUGUGUUUUGUCAAAGUGCUUUUGUUCCUGGGCGAGGCCUCUUCCUCCCCAAGUCGCAGUAAGAUGUCCCUCCUGGGCUGGAGGCUGGAGGCUGGAGGCUGGAGGCUGGAGGCUGGAGACUGGAGGCGGCUUCCCGGGGGGAGUCUGUUUUGUUGAGGGUGGGCGUGAGCUUCCUCAGAUAAGCCGAGGUGGAAAGGUUCUUAUCACCAAAUAAUAGAAAACCUCAAAAGCAAGGACUCAAGCAGCCUUAACCAAAUGUUCUUUCACGUACCCAGUGGAAACUGGCUGUGAUUCACCCGCUUGCAGGGGCAGGACGUGAGCCCGCGCGGACGCGUCCUCCCUCCACCGCUGCACCUGCCGCCAGUUCCAUGUCCGCUCGGAGUCCUGCUGUUUUAGUUGCCACAAGGAAAUGAGAUGCAGAACCAGAAUUUAUUUCAGCAGAGUCAUUUUGGCAGUUAAGCAUAUGAGAAAGAUAUAAAAAUAUCUCAUGUAAGUGAAGAGUUUCUGCUUCUCUUUUACUUUUCGUCUAAGUUUCUCUGAGAAAUAGAAACAGGAUUUUCUCUUAUUUUCUUUAAUAUUGAGCAGAAAUGAAAGAGGUUUCCUGCAGUUACGAAUCUGGGUUGUGUGUUCAGACCCCGUCAUUUCCCUCCUUGCCGCCUUUCCAUGCGCGCCAGCCCCCUGCGCGGGGCACCGGGCCUCAGUGGGAUUGCUGAGACUCAGGGAGGGAGCAGAGGGGCCUGGUGGGGGUUAUAUUGCAGACACUUAGAAUAGGGGAUUAAGAAAAUAAAAGCUUUGACACUUCAACUUUCUGGAUUUGGUGCUAGCUCAGAUUUGAUUAUAUUUUAUUUUGAAUGGGCAUAAUUUGCUGCACAGUUCUAAUUUCCCAAAUCUUUUUGCUUUUUGAAAAGAAGUGUAAAAAUACUUUUGUACAUCACAGUUUCAAGGGUUGGACCUCAGGUUGGGUUGUUGCCAUCUGACUCUGAUCACUCCCUAAAGUUGGCACUGGGAGGAGGGGAGGGAACCCUCUCUCCAGCCAGCCGCUGGGUGCUUGUAACCAGCCGCCGUCACCCAUCUCACCCUCCUGUCCUUUUCUGUCCUCUCCUCUUCCCCUCUCCUCUCUCCCUUCUCUUAAGAGAGGAGACAGACCCAAGCUGAGACUCUACACCAAGCCAUUAGUUUGUAAAUUGUGGAUUUUUGUCUAUAGGUGCUUAUUUUUCAAAGGAUGCUUUUAGGAUCAAAAUAUCACCCUACCUAAAGUCUGGGCUCCACAACAGUGAGUCAGACUGUCCACCCCCCGACAAGCAGAUGAGCGAAAGCCGCUGAGGCUUGUCUUGGCUGCCAGGUUAACUGGGCACCUUGUUCACAUUCACCCCAUGGAUUGCACCACGGCACUUUGAUUUUCCCUGCAACCGUAAGUAGUCUCAUCAGUCACGAUAGCGCAGUCCCAAGUGUGUUUAGGACUGCGGGAGAGAAACGCUGCUGGGGUAUUAGUUUGGGGGAGGAUUUUUCCAAGAUGAUCAUCCUACUGGUCUUGUCCCAUGCUUUAAUAUGAAGCCUGUUACUCUCAGAACCUUCUGAGAGGAAUGAUUUAAAAAGAUGGGGAAUGGGUUCACAGAAAAGAUAUCUUCAUUGCUGUCUGCAGUCAUCCUUUGUUUUCAUGCAGAACAUUUUUAAAAUGCAUAUGGCAGCAGAAACUAAUUUCUCAGUAGAAAGAAAAAAUACAUUUGGAGGCAUUUCUGGGAUAGUGUAUGUGUUGGUAUUUGGUGCUAUCUAUGUCCAGCCAAUUUGUUAUCUACCCUUGAAUUCUGACUAAUUUUGUCAUGUGUUUUGGGUCUAUAAAAUUACGUACAUAUAUAUAUAUUUCUUUUUGCCAAAAACACCCUUCCCCCUUGUCAAGUGAUUGCUAAAGCAGAUGUCAUUCUUUAGUUAUUAAAUAUACAUAUAUUUAUGCACACAUACCCGUACACUUAGUGAUUUAUGUUCUUUCCCACGGGAGCACAGGUUUAAGACUAUGAGAGAGAACUAAAAAUGGCCCAUCUAUUUGUUUUCCAACCAGUUCUUAUACUCAAGCUUCAGGGGAGAAUCUGAAAUUCCUGUCAUGUUUACAACAAUCUGUCGUUUCCAGCUGGCUGUCAGCCUCCUCUUCCAUAUGGUUAGAGUAAUAUAAUUUUGUUACUUAGUGGUCACAUCUAUUUCUGAGAAAGACCAGUUGCAUUUAUGUGGAAUCUCAGGUAUCGUUAAGGAAAAGUCAGAGCAGGGGUGGGCGGACACCCUAACCUGCCAGAUGCAGCAGGGCCAUUUGCCAGCCCUGGCAGGGUCACCAACACCGUCGUCUCCCAGCCGAGUGGGGCUUGGCUUGCCAAGUGCGUGGCUCACCGUCCACUCUGGACACGGGGCACUCGGCAGCCUGCCGCUCCUGCCGCGGGUCGACGUCGCCACAGCCCAAGACUGCUGAGCAAGGGAUUAGCUGUGCUCCUCGCUCCCCCCGCCCGGCCCUGAUUCACAUAAGCUGCAUGGCAUUUCAUUGAGCCCAUUUAAAACCUCUUUCCUUGUUACGACUUCACUUACUACUCAAGUCCAGAGUUCUCUGCGGACUCCUGCUAGAUGGGGAGAGCCUUGCUCCUGACGCAGCAUGGUCCCAGCGGUGCUGGCAGCAGCCGGCAUCCCCUCCUUCCCAGGGACACCGUUCCCCACAGGACACCCUUGCAGUUAGGGGGGAAACUGACUCACAUCAACCUUGAAAUCUCAUGAAAACAAAAUGACCUGCCUUUUUAUUUGAUAGUGUAAUAUCAUUUAUUUUAUAAAUUUUUAAGGGUUUUCCUCAUUGUAAUAUUAUUGUACAGUUUUGCAUGGCCUAGGUGUAAUCAUUUUUUGUUUAGAAUACAAUGCUGACAACUAUGUGUGUAUGGAGGGGAAAAGACAUUGCUUUGGCCUCUUAUCACUCCUUAUUUUAUUUUGUUUGGUUUUUAUGCCCUCAGUGUCUUAGGGAACUUUAUAAGAGAUUCUCUGCUACCAAACAAUUAUGUGGAUCCUUUUGCACAGAAAUAUUUAAGGUGGGAUAGUAAAAAAUGUAACAAGACUCCUCACCAAUAUUUUAUGUUGAUAUCACUUAAUAUUAACCAGACUUUGAUGUAUUGCAAUAAAACAGGGAGCUGUUAGAA
Molecule: messenger RNA, 10893 nt
Organism: Microcebus murinus (gray mouse lemur)
Lineage: Eukaryota; Metazoa; Chordata; Mammalia; Primates; Cheirogaleidae
Gene: CDC42BPA
Product: CDC42 binding protein kinase alpha
Biological process (GO): peptidyl-threonine phosphorylation; actomyosin structure organization
Cellular component (GO): cytoskeleton; actomyosin; cytoplasm
Molecular function (GO): protein serine/threonine kinase activity; ATP binding
Source: RefSeq, a predicted model, not a curated record